Molecule: messenger RNA, 1920 nt
Organism: Anguilla anguilla (European eel)
Lineage: Eukaryota; Metazoa; Chordata; Actinopteri; Anguilliformes; Anguillidae
Gene: cngb3.1
Product: cyclic nucleotide gated channel subunit beta 3, tandem duplicate 1
Exons: 17
Coding region: 1-1920 (639 amino acids)
Biological process (GO): monoatomic cation transmembrane transport
Cellular component (GO): intracellular cyclic nucleotide activated cation channel complex; plasma membrane; photoreceptor outer segment
Molecular function (GO): protein-containing complex binding; intracellularly cAMP-activated cation channel activity; intracellularly cGMP-activated cation channel activity
Source: RefSeq, a predicted model, not a curated record
AUGUUCGGGAAACUGAAGAGCCUCUUCUCCUUCCCCCUCCUGUGCCACCUCCCGCUCAGCCAGGAAGUAGAAGAAGUAGCCCCUCCUCCCGUCGUGAUAAACCACUAUUCGGACAAAAUGCUGCGGUCCAUCAUCCUUCGCCUGAGGGAGCGGACGGAGCUCUACAGGGAGAAGGUCAUCGACCCCUACGCAUCCUCACCUGAACACAGCCCCCCCGUCACUCCAGUUUUGAGAAAGCGUGACUACAUAAAGAAACAGGAGGAGGAGAGAAUCAGAAAAGAAGAGAAGAAAAAAAAGGAAGAGGAAGCCAAGAAGGUGACAGAGAAAAAAGAUGAGAAAAAGGACAAGAAGAAAAAAGAGGAGAAGCCGGAGAGCAAGGUUGAAAACUCCCUCUGUUCCAGAGUCAGCUGUGGCUUCAUCGACAUCCUGCUCAGGCCACUGGAGGAGAAAAUAGACAACUACCUGGACAAGACUUUGGAUCCUUUUACAGACCGCCGGUACAUUUCGUGGCUGAGUUUGGUCACCCUGGCUUUCAACUACAACGCCUGGCUUGUCCCGGCCCGUUUGGCCUUUCCCUACCAUACGGAGAAGAGCAUCCCCUACUGGAUUGCCUUCGACUUCCUGUGUGACCUCAUCUACAUCGUUGACAUCAUUGUCUUCCAGCCCCGCCUCCAAUUUAUCAAGGGAGGUGACAUCAUCAAAGACGGGGAGUUAACAAAGAAGAAUUAUAGGGAGUCCCUGACAUUUAAGCUGGAUCUGAUAAGCCUCGUACCCUUUGAUCUGCUGUACAGCCAGUUUGGGUUCCUGUCAAUCUUCCGAGUCAAUCGCUUGCUGAAGCACGAGUCCUUCUUUGAGUUCAGUGACCGUCUGGAAAGCAUCAUGAGCAAGGCGUACAUCUGGAGAGUGGGCCGUACUAUUGGCUACUUACUCUAUAGCCUCCACCUCAACUCCUGCAUCUACUACGUGGCAUCAGCCUAUCAAGGGAUUGGCUCCACCCCCUGGGUCUACAGUGGAAAUGGAACUGCGUACUUACGAUGUUACUACUUUGCCGUUCGCACCUUGAUCACAAUCGGUGGCUUACCUGAGCCCCACACUGUCUUUGAGAUCCUCUUUCAGUUGCUGAACUAUUUCACGGGCGUCUUCGUGUUCUCCAGCUUGAUCGGACAGAUGAGAGACGUCAUCGGAGCCGCCACCGCUGGACAUACCUACUUCCGCAGCUCCAUGGACGGUACCGUGGCCUACAUGAACACCUACAAGAUCCCCAAACUGGUGCAGAAAAGAGUACGCACCUGGUAUAACUACACCUGGGCCUCCCAAGGCAUGCUGGAUGAAUCCGAGCUGCUGGGGCAGAUGCCCCUCGUCAUGAGAACUGCCAUCGCUGUGGACAUCAACCUCGCCACCUUCCAGAAGAUCGACCUCUUCAAGGGAUGUGACAACCAGAUGCUUGUAGACAUGCUGUUGAGGUUGAAGUCCAUUCUGUAUCUACCCGGAGACUUUGUGUGUAAGAAGGGCGAUAUUGGAAAGGAGAUGUACAUUAUCAAAGCUGGAGAGGUGCAGGUGAUCGGAGGACCAGACAAUAAGACUGUAUUUGUGACACUGAAGGCCGGAUGUGUGUUUGGAGAAAUCAGCCUGCUUCAGUCCGCCAAGGACGGAAGCAACAGGAGAACCGCUAACGUGGCCGCCCACGGUUUCGCCAACCUCUUCGUCCUGGACAAGAAGGAACUCAACGACAUCCUGGUCCACUACCCCGAUUCCCAGAAGGUUCUGGCCCGGAAGGGAAGGAAACUGAUAAAGGCCAAGGGCCCGGCCUCAGCCGCGGCAGAGGGCGAGAGGAAGAAAGGACUGUCUCUCUUCACGAACAAACCCCCGACACCCAAAAUCCUCCGCGCCCUUGGGGGACUGAACAAGUUAAAGCAAUGA